This is a messenger RNA of Uranotaenia lowii, 3301 nucleotides long. RefSeq names its product protein aubergine (gene aub). Gene Ontology annotation, biological process: regulatory ncRNA-mediated gene silencing. The coding region runs from base 162 to 2804 and encodes 880 amino acids. The transcript is spliced from 6 exons. The record is from RefSeq and is a predicted model, not a curated record. Lineage: Eukaryota; Metazoa; Arthropoda; Insecta; Diptera; Culicidae. Gene Ontology annotation, cellular component: P granule. Gene Ontology annotation, molecular function: protein binding; piRNA binding.
AAAACGGCUCAUUCUCGUCGUUAAACUCAUCGUGUUCAGACGGUGUUCUGCAGGACGCAAUCACAUUUUUUCGCGUUGGUUACCAAUUAUUGUGGCAACAUUUAAGUGGAAAAUCGAUUUGAAAUUGCAACGAAAACUAGUGCAAAAGUUUCAACAGCAUAAUGGCUGAUCGUCAGACUCAGGGCCGUGCACGUGCCCGCGGUUAUACAGCGGUAAAUUUGUCUCACGAAGGACGAGAAGGACGUGGCCAAGCCUCAACCCGAGGUAGCGGUGUUGCGCCUUAUGGAGGGCAAAGUCAAGGACCUCGUCCAGCCUGGGGACCAGGGCCUAGCGAAGGUCGUGCCACGGCACAUCGAGAUCAGUCGGCUGGUCGUAGUACUGGAUCUAGCGGCGACAACGGAAACGGCAGUAGCAGUGGAGGGACGACUGCCGGUGGAGUUCCUCGUGGAGCAUUGCGUGGUCGACGAAGCAUCGGAGACACCUUGCGAACCCGAGCCCUAGAUGCUCCAUCCAAGCAUGGAACUACCGGUACACCAUUGCAACUGCACAGCAAUUAUUUUAAACUGUUGAAACACAUCGAAUGGACAUUGUUCCAGUAUCGUGUCGAUAUUUCGCCUCAGGUUGCAAGUGCACGUCUACUUCAAGGGUUGGUCAAUGAACACAAAAAACUCUUCGGAGGUUUUUUGUUUGAUGGGACUCAGCUUUUCAUGGUUAACAAAUUACGUAGCGAUCAAUUAACUUUACAAUCUCGACACGAACGUACUGGAGAGGUUUAUCAACUCCGUAUUGUUCAUACCGGUACCGUAGAUAUGACGAACGAAACCGGUAUUCAGGUUUUGAAUUUAAUUUUGCGACGUGCUAUGGCUGGCCUUAACCUUCAAUUGGUCGGUCGUAAUCUUUUUGAUGCGGCAGCUAAAAUUGCUAUUCGUGAAUAUCAGAUCGAACUAUGGCCCGGUUACAUUACCAGUAUCCGUCAGCACGAACAGGAUAUUUUGGUGUGUUGCGAAGUGGCACACAAAACUAUGCGUAUGCAAACCUGCUAUGACAUUCUGCGAGAUUGCCAAAAGCAUGAUCGUAAUUACAAGGAUGGUUUCAAGCGUGCUGUGCUUGGUGUUGUAGUCUUGACAAGUUAUAACAACAAAACUUAUACCAUUCAUGAUGUCACUUUUGACACAACCCCGGAAAGCACAUUUGAUACAAAAGCUGGCAAAACAUCUUUCCUGGAAUACUACAAGACGAAAUACAAUAUCCGUAUUCGUGAUCCGCAUCAGCCUAUGUUGUUAUCGAGAGCCAAAAAACGAGAUCUUCGUGCCGGUGGUAGCGAACUGAUGGCAUUAGUCCCAGAGCUCUGUCAAAUGACCGGAUUGACCGAUCAAAUGAGAUCAGAUUUCAGAAUGAUGCGUGCCAUGGCUGAUCAUACGCGUUUAAAUCCAGAUCGACGUAUUGAACGUUUGGAAACGUUUAACCGUCGGCUUCAGACUUCCCCGGAGAGCUGUGAAGUCUUCAAAACCUGGCAGAUGGAACUCGACCGUCGUCUAGUGGAAUUGCCCGGUCGUUUACUCCCUCAGGAGAUGAUUUUCUUCUCUACUACCGCAAGCGGUGUCCAGGCUGGUGAGAACGCCGAUUGGACGGCUCAUUUCCGUAACAACCCCAUGUUCGCUACGGUUCGCCUCAACCGAUGGUAUCUGAUAGUGCCGAAUAGAGCCACACGCGAAGCGAACGAUUUCCUUGGAUGCAUGAUUCAGGCAGCUCGAGGUAUGCGAUUUGAAAUUAGCAACUGCGAGGUCGUCCCAAUUCCGGAUGACAAUCCUGGAACGUAUGUACGAACAUUGGACAAUGUUCUCAACAAAGACCCUCAGAUGAUUAUGUGCGUGGUUUCUAACAACAAGGCCGAUCGUUAUACCGCCAUCAAGAAGAAAUGUUGCGUUGAUCGUGCUAUUCCUACUCAAGUUAUGGUUCAAAAAACGAUUACACCUAAGGGAGGAAACGUGCGAACGCUCAUGUCAGUUGCCACUAAAGUCGUCAUUCAGAUGAACUGUAAAUUGGGUGGUGUUCCUUGGAAAGUAAAAAUUCCAUUGAACGGUUUGAUGACGAUCGGAUUUGACGUGUGUCACGAUGCCAAGGAUAAGGCCAAAUCCUUCGGAGCUAUGGUUGCUACACUUGACCACGAUAAUAAAGGUACACCGAAAUUCUUCUCGACCGUCAGUCAACACACACACGGUGAAGAGAUAUCCAAUUAUCUCCCUAUUAACACCGUGAAGGCGCUUAACGAAUACCGUAAAGAAUACGGGGAACUUCCCAAGCGAAUCAUCUUCUAUCGCGAUGGUGUCGGCGAAGGUCAGCUACACUACAUCUAUGAGCACGAAGUAAAAUCGAUUGUAGAGAAGCUGAAUCAUAUUUACAAAUCAGCUGGUGCUGAGCAAGAUGUUUUGCUUACCUUCUUUAUUGUCAACAAGCGAAUAAACACUCGGUUCUUCGAUCAUCGACAGAAUCCUAAACCAGGUACCGUGGUCGAUGACAUCGUGACCCUUCCAGAACGAACCGAUUUCUACUUGGUUUCGCAAUCUGUACGACAAGGUACAGUUUCUCCGACAGCAUACAACGUUAUUUAUGACACAUCGGGUCUGAAGAUCGACCACUUGCAAAUGCUUUCCUACAAGCAAUGCCAUCUGUAUUAUAACUGGUCCGGAACAACCCGAGUUCCAGCCGUGUGUCAGUAUGCACACAAGCUGUCCUUCCUGGUGGCCCAGUUCUUGCAUCAGGCACCGAGCAAUUUGCUCGAGAAGAAGCUGUUCUUCCUGUAAAUUUCUGUUUAGAACCUCGUGAGAUUGCCCAACUCCCACCCGAAGUGGGAAACCAAGCGUGCGCCGUAUAGUUUCUAAGAAUUAGUUUUAACGAAAAAGACGGAAUCCAAUCCACAUAACCAGUCGUUGAGUGGGUGAUUAUUUGACGUAUUCAAAUAUGUUCUAGAUGUAUUCACAGGAUCCUACAUAGGUAGGAUCGAAUUUUCCUUUUUUAACGAUUAUCGGUGAACUUAAACGACAUCUGUUAAAAACUGACGAUGAAAAGAGAAAAAAGAACAAUUUUUUUCUAUAUACAACAUUUUUUUCCUAUGAUUAUGAAGAAAUAAUCCCAGAUAUGGCGGCGCACUUCUUGAGAAACUUGUAUCCACGUUCGCAGGACAGCAGAACUAUGAUUAUAUAUCACAUUCAAUUGCUUGGUACUCUAGAUGUAAACAUUAACUAUGCAUUAUCAAUUAUCACAAGUUUCAAUAAAUGGAUGACAAUUUCUUGAAAGAAAA